AAACAAAACAAGACAAAAACAAAUAAUUUGGAUCUGUGGUUCGAGCAGAUCAGAUCAUCGUCUUCAUCCACCUCGCCAUUUUGCAGCUCAAAGGCUGCAAUUUUAUAACUAUUUGAGCUUGCCUAGUUCAUCAUGUCUGAGCAUAUCAAAGAGACUGGACGAGUGGACAGAGAUGGACAUGUUGGAUCUCUAGAAUCUCUGUCUUCCUCUCGGAAGGAGGAGGAAGUUAUAAAGAAAAAAUAUGGAGGGAUUGUUCCCAAGAAGCCACCACUCAUUUCUAAGGAUCAUGAACGUGCUUAUUUUGAUUCUGCUGAUUGGGCAUUGGGAAAGCAAGGAGUUGAGAAGCCUAAAGGACCUUUAGAAGCCCUUCGGCCAAAAUUACAGCCAACACAACAGCAAACUCGAUACCGGAAGUCUCCUUAUGCUCCAUCAGAUGGUGAAGAUGGAGGAACUGCUCCAAAUGAAUUUGCAACUUCGAACGAAUGAAGCGUUGCUUGUGCUCGUUGUACCUGUUGUAUGCCUGCUUAGGUAUGAGCAAUUUUCUUUUGUUUUUUAGAAUACAAUUGCUCGGGUUCGGGGUUCGUUAUUGUGCUUACAUUAAGAAUGUGUAUUGUAUGGAGGAUGAUAACUACAUUCAUCUAUUUCAUAUUUGUCAUUGAUGACAAAUAUUAUGACUGACCUUACAAGUCAAAUUCAAGAAUGUAGUAAAUCUGUGAGAUAUGUGUAUUGUAGACCAUAUGCCUUCAUCCUACCUUUAAAAAAAAUGUUGUGUGAA
Cucurbita moschata (crookneck pumpkin) is the source of this 775-nucleotide messenger RNA. RefSeq lists its product as uncharacterized. Gene Ontology annotation, cellular component: cytoplasm. Lineage: Eukaryota; Viridiplantae; Streptophyta; Magnoliopsida; Cucurbitales; Cucurbitaceae. Gene Ontology annotation, molecular function: protein phosphatase inhibitor activity. The coding region runs from base 133 to 486 and encodes 117 amino acids. The record is from RefSeq and is a predicted model, not a curated record. The transcript is spliced from 7 exons.